Molecule: messenger RNA, 2898 nt
Organism: Coffea eugenioides
Lineage: Eukaryota; Viridiplantae; Streptophyta; Magnoliopsida; Gentianales; Rubiaceae
Exons: 5
Coding region: 1-2898 (965 amino acids)
Source: RefSeq, a predicted model, not a curated record
AUGUGUCUACGCAAGAAUCAUCGUCGUAGGGAAGCUAGGGCGUCUAUGCUUGACCCAAUGGUUCACACUAAAAAUCCAGCUAAACUUCGAAGCAACAAUAUUGUAUCCUCGACUCCAGUAUCACUACUUUCUGAGAAUCAGCUGUCUGAUGCUUCAGAAAACAUAAGCCUAUCGCUUCCUGUGCUAUCCGAAGAUGUCCUCAAAACAUCUGACAUACCUUUAGCAACCUGUUCAUCUUCUAACAACCAUGUCUGCUGUGAUGUUAUAAAUGGACCGAGUAAUGGAGUUGAGACAGAGAUGCCAGCUCAGUUAGCAAAACUGUACACUGCUAAUACUCCUGAAGCAAUCGAAUUUGGCCAAUGUAUUAGAAGCUAUAAUAAUAUGUUCGCAUUCACGUCUCUGGGAGUUCAUUCUGAUAAAGAGUUGAAUAAGAGAGACAGAGGAAUCUAUGCAUUCAGAGUACAGGGCCAAAUGUACCAUUUUCUCAAUCCCCUGGUUCCAAUGGACGACCACAAACCAUCAAAUGUACAGUUAUACUAUUUUGAUACUGAGCAUGAAAUUGCGAAUCGGAUGGCCAUUUCUAAUAAAUUUCGAGAAACUAUUCUGGAACAGCUGCAGCAAAUUCUGGAUCACAAUCCCUAUGCUGUAUUUUUUCGCAGUUUAAGAGGCUUUGAAGACAUUUAUAACCAUAAAAUUUUCUUAAACUCGCACCCUUCUCUAGACCAGCGUGUGUAUAACACUCCAACAAUCUCUCAAGUGGCUACCAUAUGGACAGAAAAUGACCUUAAUAUAGGAGAUUCUUCUCAGCAUAUACAGGUCUAUCCAAGGAGUGGUAGACCACAAAUCAUUAAAGACUACUUUGGAUAUUAUGACACGUUACAGUAUCCCUUAAUUUUUGCAAGAGGUGAGACUGGAUGGCAUGAAGGUAUACAAAGAAUUUUUAAAGAUCAGCAGUCUGUACAAGAUUCCUUGACAUGUCAGGGCCAUGAUAUCCAUAUAGGCCAUUGUUCUUCUGCAGAGGAAAUAAUUUCAGCUGAGAAUGCAGUUUUACAGAAAAGAAAGAAAAAAAGGAACACUGUCUGUCGUGAAUACUAUUGCUACAAGUUUCAAAUGUGCCAAAUUGACAAAUCCUUGUUAUUGCACUGUGGGAGACUCUUCCAGCAAUUCUGUAUCGAUACAUAUGUGAAGAUAGAAUCAGCAAGGCUGGAUUUUCAUCGAAAUAGGCAACGACAAAUCAGAACAGAUGUUUACCAAGGAAUUUUAGACAGCAUUGCAAAUGGAGAAACCUCUGCAUCAAACGUUAGUAAACGAAUAUAUUUGCCUGCUUCUUUUAUUGGAGGUCCUCGAGAUAUGAAACGAAUAUACAUGGACGCUAUGACCCUGGUUCAAAAGUAUGGAAAACCUGACAUAUUCUUAACAAUGACCUGUAAUCCAGCUUGGCCUGAGAUCAAGAAGCAUCUAUCUAAUGGCGAAGAAGCACACAACAGACCUGAUGUAACAUUAAGAGUAUUUCGCGCCAAACUAGAGAUGCUCAGAAAUGAUAUUAUCAAAAAAGGGCUUUUUGGCAAAGUUGCAACAUACACUUAUGUUAUAGAAUUUCAGAAAAGAGGCCUUCCACAUGCACAUUUUUUGAUAAUCCUUGCAAAUGGAUGCAAAUUGGACUCACCUGAAGCUUAUGAUCGAGUUAUAUCUGCAGAAUUACCGGAUCCAGCUUCUUUCCCUUACCUCCAUUCUAUUGUGGUUGCUCAUAUGUUGCAUGGACCAUGUGGAACAACUAAUAAAAACAGCCCAUGUAUGAAACAAAAUAGAAAAUGCAGAUUUGCCUAUCCAAAGGAGUUUGCUGAAUUCACAAGACAUAAUAAGGAUUCAUAUCCUCUUUACAUGCGCCGUCAUAAUGGAAACACUGUCACAGCUCAUCACUUCCAGUUUGACAAUCGUUGGGUUGUUUCCUACAAUCCAUACUUACUUGCCAAGUAUGAUUGUCACAUCAAUGUUGAAGUUUGUUCCACAAUUGAAGCUGUUAAAUAUAUUUACAAAUAUAUCUACAAAGGACACUCAAAGAUCCUGUAUCAGCUUAAUGAAGUAGAGAAUGAUGGAGCAAUUGACGAAAUAAAAAAUUUCCAAUCUGGACGUUGGAUAUGUGCACCUGAAGCAACAUGGCGAGUAUUUGCUUUCGACCUCAGUAACUUGAAUCCAUCUGUCAUGGCACUGCAGAUACAUUUAGAAGGAGAACAGUCAAUGGUUUUCAAUGAAGAUGAUAUUCUGGAGAGAGUUGCAGUGGAUGAACGAAUGUCACGAACUAUGCUGACAGAAUUUUUUUGGAUGAAUAGUGUAGAUGCACGUGCACAGGCCCUAAAAUGUCUUUAUAAAGAAUUUCCUCAGCAUUUUGUAUGGAAUGCAACUCACAGAAUAUGGGAACCGAGACAAAGAAGAAGCACAAUUGGAAGACUAACUACAGUGCAUCCAACUCAAGGUGAAAAGUACUACUUACGGAUGUUACUAAGGCAUGUCAAAGGGCCUAUGUCUUAUGAAAGUCUAAAACACAUUGGUUCACGAACAGCUUCAACUUUCAGAGAAGCUGCAGAAAUUCUAGGCUUAUUAAAGACUGAUGAUAGUGCAGAACAAUGUUUACUUGAAGUUAAAUUUGAACCAUACCUGUCUAAAGAUAUUUCUAGAGACAAGUCUUUAUCACCUGAGCAGACAAAACUAAAAGUUCUCCAGCUCAUUGACUCUCACCUGCAAUAUAUGGGCAAACAUCUUGCUGAUUUCAACAUAGCUGUCCUUGACACUAAUGCCUUUUCCAUUCAAAGAGACACACAAGAAAUAGAAGCCGAGCUCGACAUCAAAGUUUCUGCUGAAGACAUAGCAUUAGUUGCUCUUCUCAAUGAUCAUCAAUGA